Molecule: messenger RNA, 1670 nt
Organism: Xenia sp. Carnegie-2017
Lineage: Eukaryota; Metazoa; Cnidaria; Anthozoa; Malacalcyonacea; Xeniidae
Product: progranulin-like
Exons: 10
Coding region: 1-1473 (490 amino acids)
Cellular component (GO): extracellular region
Source: RefSeq, a predicted model, not a curated record
AUGGCAUAUCAAUCAUUUUAUCAAUCAGUUAUGGUACCAGCACUUAAUAGUAACACUACACGUCAAGUAAAUUUGGUUCCAUGUAACAGCACUGCUUAUUGUCAAGAUGGAAAUACCUGUUGUAAAUUACCUAGCGGUGAAUGGGGAUGUUGUCCUUAUGAAAACGCAGUUUGUUGUUCUAACCAUCUACACUGUUGUCCUGAAUCUACCACUUGUGAUGUUUCUCAAGGCAAAUGUUUAUCAAAGGAUCAGAACACAGAAUUGGUUUUAAGAAAGAUAACGGUUCCAGUCCAAAAGGUAAAUUUGGUUCAAUGCAACAGCACUGCUUAUUGCCAAGAUGGACAUACCUGUUGUAAAUUACUUAGCGGUCAAUGGGGAUGUUGUCCUUAUGAAAACGCAGUUUGUUGCUCUGAUGGUAGUCACUGUUGUCCUGAAUUUGACACUUGUGAUGUUUCUCAAGGCAAAUGUUUAUCCAAGGAUCAGAACACAGAAUUGGUUUUAAGAAAGAUAACGGUUCCAGUCGAAAAGGUAAAUUUGGUUCAAUGCAACAGCACUGCUUAUUGCCAAGAUGGAAAUACCUGUUGUAAAUUACUUAGCGGUCAAUGGGGAUGUUGUCCUUUUGAAAACGCAGUCUGUUGCUCUGAUGGUAUUCACUGUUGUGAGAGUGGGUACGUCUGCAAACAGGGGCUAUGUUAUAAAGAUUCAAAUGUUCGUCCAAUGUUGAAAAAAGUACCAGCACUUAAUAGUAAUACUACUCGCCAGGUCAACUCUGUGAUUUGUGAUGCGGGUUCUGCCGAAUGUCCUGAUGGCUCAACUUGUUGUAAAUUACUUAGCGGUGAAUGGGGAUGUUGUCCUUAUGAAAACGCAGUUUGUUGUUCUGACCAUCUACACUGUUGUCCUGAAUCUACCACUUGUGAUGUUUCUAAGGGCAAAUGUUUAUCAAAGGAUCAGAACACAGAAUUGGUUUUAAGAAAGAUAACCUUUGCACUCCAAAAGAGCAGCCAGAUCAAAUGUGUUGAUUCUCAUUGCUCUUCUUACGAAACAUGCUGUCAACUAUCAAAGAAUGAAUGGAGCUGCUGUCCAAUAACAAAUGCUGUUUGUUGUCCAAGAAGUAGAACAUGUUGUCCUGAAGGUUACAGAUGCAACCAUAGAACUCUAUCUUGCUCUCCAGUAAAGGGAAGUGUAUUUAUCACCAAAAAUAUACCUGCAGUAUUAACUGUAUCAAAGGUAAAUGAGGUAGAAUGCCCUGGAGGUGAAUAUUCUUGCAAAGAUGGAGAAACGUGCUGCUCACUGGGGAAUGAAAAGGGAUGGGGUUGCUGUCCAUUAAAAGACGCAGUAUGCUGCUCAGAUCAUGAACACUGUUGUCCUAAAGGGUUGAUGUGUCAUGGGAGUAAAUGCAUAAAAUCACCUGGUGUUAUGCAGCUGUUUAAGAAGCAACAUGCAAUUAAGGCAAAGAAACCAUUGCAGAUCUGAUGAUAUCUUGAUUUAUGAAAUUACCAGAAAUUUUGAAUGACGUACGACUCAUAUACAAAUAUUUAGUUAUAAAAUUUAGUUAUAAAAAUGAUUUUUUGCAAAAUUAGCACUAUGCCCUUUAAAGCUGUUAUUGCUUUUCCCAUGGUAUCUCUUUACUACUUAAUUAAAAUAUAAUUAAAUCAUUAAUUUGUUUUGAA